AUGGGUUAUGACUUCACCAUCGAGUACAAACCAGGGGCUCAAAAUGCAGGUGCUGAUGCUUUGUCCCGUCUAGAGUGUUUUGCUUUAUUUAUACCUCAUUGUGAAUUUUUUGUUGAACUCAAGAAAGUACUUUUGGAGGAUCCUAAACAUGGUUGCAUUUUGAGGGAAUUACAACACGGAACAGUCCACCCUUACUUUCGUGUACAUGACAAUCUCCUUUACUGGAAGGACCGUUUGGUAUUCCUUGCCACAUCUCCUCUUACUCUCCAAUUGAUACGUGAAUUUCAUGACUCUCCAAUUGGUGGUCACUCGGGGUUCUUGCGCACCUACCAGCGUUUGUUGGCGCUAGGGGUGUGUCAGCAAGAUAAAUACUCUCAGUCAUUACUUGCUGGUCUAUUGAACCCAUUGCCUAUUCCCGACAAGAUUUGGGAGGAUGUAGCAAUGGAUUUUGUCACCGGUUUGCCCCCUGUAGGGGAUGUUGCCGAGGAAGUGGUCCUUGCUACCGGGCGGGCUACCCCUGUUGCUAAGGAGGUGAUCCGGGCUGUUGUACCUGCUAUCCCGGUUGGCAAGGCAGGGAACGUCGCCGGGGUUUCAGAUCCUCCGAUCUCAGGGGCGCCAGAAGGGAAUCCUUCCGUGGUCGAGCAGGGGGUACUUGCGUCUACUUCUGUCGAGGCCCGUAAGGAGGGGUCGAGCUCCGGGAUCCCUGGACCUGCUAUAGUGCUGAAGCCGAAGCGGCCGUAUCUUGCGUACCGCUAUGCGCAAGAGGGCGCGCCCAUGCGGUUAGAGCAUUUGAGUGCGUCGGAAGAGGUCGACACUCUGUGGAGCGCCGCGGUGACUCCGGAGAAGUUUUUCCCAAAGGGGUCGCUGAGCACGGCUGAUCAGGCGAUGAUCGAGUCGGCCGGGCUGAUGGGGAGUUUCGAGGCCGCCCAGAUCUUCUUGCAGAGAGGCACGACCAUUGUGGAUUACUGGAAACACAAGUGGUCGAGGCAUCAGGAGAUUCUCCAGCUUGCUGACCAUAAGCGUGUUAAUGUGGAGUUUCAAGUUGGUGAUAUGGUGUUCGUGAAACUCCAACCUUACAGACAAGUGACAUUACGUGCUCAUCGUCAUCAAAAGCUAGGUUUACGUUAUUUUGGACCGUUUCCAAUUGUGGAACGUGUGGGUAAGGUUGCCUAUAGGUUGUUCCUUCCUCCCUCUGCUCGGAUUCAUGAUGUUUUUCAUGUUUCCAUUUUGAAGAAGUGUAUAGGUGAACCAAAUCAACAAUAUUUUCCCCUCCCUUUGACAAUUGCAGAAGAUGAAUCGCUGCCAAUUCCAGUUCAGGUUUUAGAUUUUCAUCGGAUUCUCCAACAAGGAAAUUGGGUUGCUCAAGUUUUGGUACAAUGGUCCAAUUUUCCAACACAAGACAGUACUUGGGAGUUUAUUGUUGAUAUGUAG
Molecule: messenger RNA, 1431 nt
Organism: Cajanus cajan (pigeon pea)
Lineage: Eukaryota; Viridiplantae; Streptophyta; Magnoliopsida; Fabales; Fabaceae
Source: RefSeq, a predicted model, not a curated record